AUGAAAUAAAAACAAGCUGUCACUCUAGUCUUGCUCUGCGUUUGUCACUUCAACUUGGUUCCAAUUCAUAUCCAUUAUCUGAGACUGUGUCAUCUUAAAUUCUGAAAUCCACGGAACAGACCAGGAGAAUCUAUACACCUGAUGUGAUGUGUUAACUCAAGGUGUCACACAAAUCUGUUCCUGUAAAUAAGUUACCGCUCUUGAUUCUGGUAUGAAUAGGGGCAUGUGAAUGUGGUGAGAGCCAAGAUGAGUGCCUACAAUACAGACAUACAAGCACCUCUCUUCGGGGAGACACAGACAUGGGAACGAGCGGUGAACGUUAUAAUUGGCAUUGUCUUGGUUGUAAUAGUCACGGUCACCUUCAUUAGUGCAUUAGUCUUCCCUUCGUGGCCUCCAUUGCCUGUCAAUAUCUUCUUUUCAAUCUGUAUCAUCUUUGUAUGCAUUGGAAAUAUUUUGCUGAUUUACUGGUAUAGGCAAGGAGAUGUGGAUCCCAAGUUCCGUCUGCUGAUAUACUACAACAGCUUCUGUGUCAUUGCCCUCUGUGUGGCUGCUAAUCUCUAUUUCCAUGAGGUAUGAUUAUAACAUUUUAACCACAACACCAAACGAAAGCACAAGAUUGGUCGCGAUGGAGUCUGUGGAUAACAUGCAGGUUUUACCCAAUUCAAAUGGUAUCCAAUUGCUUGAAGAUCAAGUGGCUUGAACUGUGGAGUGGAAGAUGCAAGAUAUUGAUCUACAUAUGCCACUCUAUACCCUGGUAAGAUAUGGAAGGCGAUUGUGAUUGAAUAUUGACUAUCUCUUCAAACCAGGGAGUGGAGAUACUCAGAACCAAUUCCUAUCUUGAUUUAAAGUCUUCCUUUUUUAUCACCUUAAUUUCUAUACACAACUAGUUUCACUCUAAUAUUGUUAUCACUGUGAAACCUGAAUUUGGAUUUUUUUUUCAGAAUAUCCUUCUCUCGCUAACUGUAUUUUUUUUUUUAACAGUACCUGUUAUAUGCAAGAUAUAUGUUGUGCUCUUUUUUAGGCGCUUUUCACAGCUCCAUAUAAAUAACUGGUUUUUUUUUCUUCAUCCUUUUUUUCUUCAUCACCCUAUCAAUAAUAAUAAUAUACAACUUGUUUACAAUACAUGUAGAUGAGGAAAGCUGUAUACCAAAUAUGAAUACCAGUAUAUGUUAUGGUGUUGAUAAUUAAUUCUUAUGUAUGUAAUGACACAAAAAAUGGAAAAAUUAGCAUUUAUCUAAAGAAAUUUCUCAUGUUUUUCUGAAUGAUUAAAAAAGCUGUAAAGCAGGUGUUUUUGUGUUCAUAGAGGCAUUAAAGGCAAUAAACUCGUUGGCAAUGUUGUUAACAGGAAAAAAGGUUAACUUGGAUUAAUAUAAUGUAACAAAUCCUUACGGUAUUAUUAUGAAUACAGAAAUUUGAAGAAUGAUGGCAUCCCGAAAUGUAGACAUUUGCAGGCUGUUGCAAUUUUUAUGAGUUAAAUGAUAUUUAAAACAGAAAGGAACAGCAUUAAAGCAUUCCAUCAUCUCGAUCAUUUCUCGGAUGUCAGUGUAGAAAAGAAGGGUUCAUUUAAUAAUCAACUGUGAAUCUAUACAUUUUACAUGUAGAAGUUUGUUAAGUAGAAUAUAAUUUAUCAAACGAUAGUCCUUACUUUGGUUUCCAAUUUUAUGGACAGAAUCCUGAGUGAGGGUAUACUUUCUAAGGUUUUCAGUGAAGCCAUUAAAAGCAAGGAUUUUUUUCUUCAAUCAGCUGUUCACUAUUUAUUGAAGAAGAAUUAUAAGACCUGAAAUAUUUUAAGUUUUGUAAAGUGUAGAUCCGCUUUUCUAUGGCCUCGACUCAAUACUAAACAGGUAAUACUGUAUAUGUACAUGCAUUCAUACAAGUUUCAUUCUGACCAAAAAAAGACCAGACUUGCCAAAUGAAUAGUGUUAAUAACUAUAUUUUGACUUUUAGAAUGACUGCUGAUGUCAAGGUAAUUACUUCUUGAGAUUAGCUGAGCAAACUGUAUGCAAUACUUCAUUGUGGCUUAAAAUUCUUAUUGGCCAGUAUGUGGCAUUGCAGAGAUCAAAAUGUAUCUUCUUUAUGGUUUCAACUGAUGUAUAUUGUUGUUGUUAAUGCUGUAGUUCUUAUCAUCGAAUGUUUGGUAAUACAUGUAUUUUGUACAUUGCUUUGCUGCUAGUAGAAUACACAUCAAUAACACCAUACUACCUCUCAUUAGGUCUCACCGUCGAUCAGACAAUAAUCGUGAAAUGUUUUCAAGAUGAAAAUUUAUUUCACAUCUUUUUGAAUAGAAACAAAACCCAUCAUGAGAUGAUUGACCGCGCAAAAUCAAAAAUUAAAUUAUUGCAUUUUUCAUAGAUAAUUAUUGAAUGCAAUUGAAUUUAGCCAGUCAGUGUUUGCAUUUAGCAAAGGUAAUGCCAAUAUUACUAUGAAUGACUUCAUUUUGAAAGAUUCCCAUGAACAUGCAUGUACAUGAACAAUGGAAUGGAUACAUUCAGACCAUUAUUAAAAGUUCUCCUCGUCCUAGUAUGAUGUAACUUGUACAGCACAAGUGUUUGCAGUAGAUCUUUGCACAGCCUAGUAAAGUAUGGAUAAUCAUGAGACCAGCAUUUCUAAUUGAGCAAUAAGAAUUGUAUAUUAAGCUGUUCUGUUCUAGCUGAAAGAUAACAUAGUGUGUAGCAGCCACUUCCAUCAAUAGUUCUCAUUCUAUUGAUUAAGUAAGAUAUACUGUUUAGGUACUGUAGAUCUACAAUCACUUUUUUUGUUUAGGCGUAUUAUUAUACAAUUAUAAAUGUUAUGCCAGUGUCUAAUAUUACAUGCAUUUAGAUAGGACCAGAGAAUUUAAGAUACAAUGUUUAUACUUUAAGAUUGAAGAAAAUGACACAAAUUUAAUCAUUUAUUAUGAAACCUAAGCCUAAAUGUGUGUUUUCAUUUUUGUUGUUGGAAUGAUGGCCGGUCAUUUUUUUCUCCCCUUUUAAGACUGAUACUAGUGAGUUUACACCUGGUAUAUUUAUUUUAAACAGAUUACAAUCAACCAAUCUUAAGAUUUGUAUUUGCUUACUCUCCAUCUUUUUCAUUUUAUUCAAUUAUUAUUUUACUUAUUUCCUUUCGUCUCCUUCUUUUCUUUUCUUUGGGAAGUUUCUUAAUUUGUUUAACCAGGUGAUAAAGACCCCCAGUGCAAUGCACCUGAUCUAUUUAAUUCAUGUAUAUCAUUUUGGAUUAGAAACAUUAUUUAUUGUAAAUGUAUAAUAAGUGUAAUUACAACUCAUUAAUGUUUGAACUAUAGUUAUUGUUCAUGCUUGAAAUCAUGGGUGCUAUUUGCUGUAUUUCUCACCCCCCCCCCCAUAAUGUUUUGUGUUUAAAUGUUUAUGUAUAAGCACCCACUUUACACUUGCGAUUAACCUUCUUUUCAUUAGGGAUAUCAUUAAGCCAAGUAUACAUGUACUGGUAGUUGGAGUAUAUAUGUUAAGUUCAUACAGUUUUGUUUGUCAGUUAUUACCCAAGUAUAAGCAAUAGACAUGCCACAUUAAUUACCCAUCCAUAUGUUGAUCAGUAUUUGUAACAUGUUUAGUUGUGCAAUAUUGUUUCCAUAAUAUGAAAGAAGAUUAUAUACAGUUAUAUUCACAUAUAUUUUCUCAUAAAUAUUUGGUGCAACGGGGCUUUAUCCAUAUUUGCCAUAUCCUAUACAUGUAUUUGUGAUACUUUUUUUAGUAUAUUCCAAAUAGACUAGUGCCCUAUUGUCUGCAUGGCAGUUUCUUCAAUAAUUAAUGAGUUAAGGUACUGUUUAAAGUUUUGAGGCUAUCAUAGAAUAUUCUUAAGAGUUUUCAACAUUUAUAUGUUACUGAUAAUCAAAAAAGAAACCCUCAUAUCAUAGGUAGUUUAAAUACAAAGCCUCAUGGUACAAAUUUUGUGGAAAUGCAAUUUUUGGAUUUGGCUUUGUUAUCUUCGACCAGCUUUUAUACCAUCUACUAUGCAGUUACUAUUUCUUGAUGUUAUUUUCUCUGAUGUUUUAUUAGAUUAAUUUUUUUUGUGGAUUUUAUUUUAACUUUAUCUCUAAUAUAUUUCAAAUAUACUUUAUGUAGAUAGUGUAUGCAUUAUACAUAUAUUCAUUAGAUGAAAUCUAUUUUUAACAGAAAAUGUGCAACCUUUUGUAAAUAUUCAAUUUCACACAAUUUCACACACUGGCCAUUGUCAGGUUCUAUUAAAUGCCACAAAGGUUGUUCAUGAA
Molecule: messenger RNA, 4222 nt
Organism: Strongylocentrotus purpuratus (purple sea urchin)
Lineage: Eukaryota; Metazoa; Echinodermata; Echinoidea; Camarodonta; Strongylocentrotidae
Product: transmembrane protein 243
Exons: 5
Coding region: 247-576 (109 amino acids)
Source: RefSeq, a predicted model, not a curated record